Molecule: messenger RNA, 7390 nt
Organism: Phodopus roborovskii (desert hamster)
Lineage: Eukaryota; Metazoa; Chordata; Mammalia; Rodentia; Cricetidae
Gene: Frem1
Product: FRAS1 related extracellular matrix 1
Exons: 37
Coding region: 489-7040 (2183 amino acids)
Biological process (GO): cell communication
Cellular component (GO): membrane
Source: RefSeq, a predicted model, not a curated record
GUGGAGGAGACCAGCACACAGUGUGUUUGGAAUCUCCAAGUCUCUACCUAUUUGUGUUGUGUGAGUUAAUGGAUUUUUAGUACAAAGAAAACCUAAACCCAGCUGACUUGAAAGACUGGAAUUUCAGCUCUCUUCCUUUGCUGGGAUGUUUUCUCUCCCCUUUUCUCUGAAAACUCUCUAAACCCGAUCACCAGGUCAGUGACCAGCCCUCCACUUCCAAGGGUGUCUAGCUUUUGGCUCGGAAAGAGAACCACCACCUGAUUAGGAAAGCACUUGGGAGGCACAUUAAUCUUGCCAGCGUUGUCAGGAGCGAUCAGCGAGUUUUAUUACAAAGCCCUUAUUGCCUGAAAGGCCUCCUUGUGUGAGUCUGAAUGGAAGGGGCAUGGUAAGGUCUCGGGGCAUGCUAUCAGGACCCCUGGUCUCACCCCCUGGACUGUGAGCUGACACUCUGGGAGGAAGUACAGGAGUCCUGCUUUGCUGAGCAGAUCAUGCCUGUGGACAGAACUGGCCCUGGCAUCAUGAACUCUCCAGGCUGUACUGGGCCCAAGGCCCUGCUGUUCUUGCUGCUCCAACUCAUUUUGCUGCACCUGGACCCAGCCAACUCCACCUUCAUCAGCAUCAACUGGGGGCUGAGGGUGAUGAAGGGCAGUUCUGCCUUCCUGUCUGAAGAUCAUUUGAAGUUUGCCAUCCCCAAAGAGAAGGAUGCCUGUAGAGUGGAGGUGGUGAUGAAUGAGCCGAUAACCCAGAGGGUUGGGAAACUCACUCCACAGGUCUUUGAUUGCCAUUUCCUUCCCAACGAAGUACAGUAUGUUCACAAUGGAUGCCCGAUUCUUGAUGAAGAUUCCGUGAAGCUUAGGCUUUAUAGAUUUACGGACACAGACACCUUCAUGGAAACCUUUCUCUUGCAAGUUCAUCUCGUGGAACCAGACUGUAAUAUCAUCCGUCUAAGCAGCAAUAUGCUGGAAGUGACUGAAUUCUACGGCUUGUCCCAAGCCAUUGACAAGAACCUGCUCCAAUUUGAUUAUGACAGGACAGCCCACCUGGACUGUACCAUCAGACUGGAUCCAGUGGGGACUCAGCUGCCAGCCCACGGCAAGCUGGUUGUGCUGCACCAUAAGCCAGAGGGACCUCGUGGAGAUCAGCCACACAGCUUUUUUUCUGAGACCCAGCUGGGAGCAGGACUGAAGUGUCCAGGUGGCAACUGUGCCCUGGGGUUGCAAACUGUGGGAAGUCUGAAGACGAGCUGUGAGGAGUUCCUGCUGAUGGGACUUCACUACCAACACACACACCCCCCUUCACCCAACAUUGAUUAUAUAGCCAUCCAGCUGGACCUCACGGACAGAAGGAGUCAAGCCACGUACAAGUCAGAGAGUGUGUGGUUGCCUGUGCAUAUCAGAGUUGGCAUUCCUAACCAGGCCCCAAGGGCUGCAUUCAUGGCCAUGUUUGUACUGGAGGUGGAUCAAUUCAUACUGACACCCCUGACAACCUCCGUUCUGGACUGUGAGGAAGAUGAGACCCCCAAACCCUUGUUGAUGUUCAAUAUCACUAAAGCCCCGCUCCAAGGCUAUAUGACCCACCUGCUAGAUCAUACCAGACCCAUCUCUUCGUUUACCUGGAAGGAUCUAAGUGACAUGCAAGUUGCCUACCAGCCACCAAACAGCAGCUAUCCUGAGCGGAGAAAUUACAAGGUGGAGCUGGAGGUGUAUGACUUCUUCUUUGAGAGGAGCGCCCCCAUGACAGUCCACAUCUCCAUCAGAACAGCAGACACGAAUGCACCCAGAGUGUCCUGGAAUACAGGUCUGAAUCUCCUGGAGGGACAGUCUCGGGCCAUCACUUGGGAACAAUUUCAGAUUGUCGACAAUGAUGACAUUGGUGCUGUGCAGUUGGUCACCAUUGGUGGCCUGCAGCAUGGACGGCUUACAGUAAGAGAGGGAAAAGGAUUUCUCUUCACUGUGGCUGAUCUACAGGCUGGAGUUGUUCGCUAUCAUCAUGAUGACAGUGACUCUACCAAAGACUUUGUGGCUUUCAGGAUAUUUGAUGGCCAACACAGCAGCCAUCACAAGUUUCCGAUCAACAUCUUGCCCAAAGAUGAUAGCCCCCCAUUUCUCAUAACUAAUGUUGUUAUUGAACUAGAAGAGGGGCAGACCAUCUUGAUCCAAGGGUCCAUGCUGAGAGCUUCAGAUAUGGACUCCAGUGAUGACUACAUCUUCUUUAAUGUCACAAAGUUCCCACAGGCUGGGGAGAUCAUGAAGAAGCCAGGGCCAGGACUGAUAGGGUAUCCUGUCCCUGGCUUCCUUCAGAGAGACCUGUUCAAUGGAGUCAUUUACUAUCGUCACUUCGGUGGAGAAAUCUUUGAAGAUUCUUUUGAAUUUGUCCUAUGGGACAGCCAUGAACCUCCAAAUUUUUCCGUGCCACAGAUGGUGAUGAUCCACAUCACUCCAGUAGAUGACCAGCUUCCAAAAGAGGCUCCUGGUAUUUCCCGGCAUUUGGUUGUCAAGGAAACAGAGGUGGCCUACAUCACUAAAAAGCAUCUACAUUUCCUGGAUACAGAAUCACAUGAUGGGGAGCUCAUCUACACAAUAACACGCCCUCCAUGUUUCUCCUUCAGCCACAGACACUUGGAUGCCGGGAAAUUAUUCUUGGUAGACAGCAUACCAAAGCUAAUCAAAAAUCCUGCAGUCCGGGGGCUGAGAUCAUUUACCCAGCAUGCUGUGAACCACAUGAAAGUGGCCUACAUGCCACCCAUGCAAGACAUAGGUCCCGCUCCUCGACAUGUGCAGUUCACGGUGUCUGUCAGGAACCAGCAUGGAGGCACCUUACACGGAAUCUGCUUCAACAUAACAAUUCUGCCAGUGGACAAUCAGGUCCCGGAGGUGUUUACCAACACCCUGAGAGUGGCCGAGGGUGGUCAGUGCACCAUUAGCACCGAGAACAUUUUGGUUUCUGAUGUGGACACCCCACUGGAGAGCAUCUGCCUCUCCCUUCAGGAACUGCCUUUCCACGGCAGGGUGGAGCUGGAUGGAUUCCCGCUAAACCCAAGAGGCACAUUUUCAUGGACAGACCUCCAUACCUUAAAAGUUAGGUAUCACCAUGAUGGAUCUGAAGUUGUUCAGGAUGAGAUAUUCUUGGAGGUCACAGAUGGCACAAAUUCAGCAGAAUUUGUUCUACACAUUGAGGUAAUCCCUAUGAAUGAUGAGCCACCUGUUCUAAAGGCUAACCUCAUUCCCAUGAUGCACUGCUCAGAGGGUGGGGAGGUGACCAUCACACCUGAACACAUUUUUGCUACUGAUGCAGACAGUGAUGACUUGAAACUGCUGUUUCUGAUUGCCCGAGAAGCUCAGUAUGGGGUGAUGAGAAAGGCUGGAAUAGUUGUGGACAGGUUCUCUCAGGAGGAUGUCAUCUCAGGGGCUGUGACAUACAAACACACAGGUGGGGAAAUUGGCUUGGUGCCUUGUUUUGACACCAUUAUAUUGGUGGUUUCGGAUGGUGAAGCUGGCCCUUUGGUGAAUGGCUGUUGCUACAAUGGACCCAACCCAUCUGUUCCUCUUCAUGAGUCCUUUCCCAUGUACCAGCUCAACAUCACAGUGCAUCCAGUUGACAACCAGCCACCUUCAAUUAUAAUAGGUAGGAUGUUCGUGGUGGAUGAGGGAUUCUCAUCAGCCCUUACUACCUAUCAUUUGACCGCCAGUGACCCAGACACUGCCCCAGAAGACUUAGAAUUUGUUUUGGUUUCUCAUCCCCAAUUUGGCUACCUUGAAAACACACUCCCUUCUACAGGUUUUGAGAAAAGUAACAUGGGUAUAAGCAUAGCUUCAUUCCAGUGGAGAGACAUGAAGACUUUGCAUAUUAACUACGUGCAGUCCAUGCACCUGAGUGUGGAACCAACUGCUGACCAGUUCAUGGUUUAUGCCACAGAUGGGGAGCAACGCUCCUUAGAGACAGCAUUUCACAUUAUCAUCAACCCCACAAAUGAUGAAGCUCCUGACUUUGUGGUACAGAAUAUCAGUGUGUGUGAGGGUCAGACAACACAGCUGGAUUCUUCCAUCAUUGCUGCUGCUGACAGGGAUGUCCCGAAGGACCCCUUGCUCUUCAGUAUCAUUCAGAAGCCCCAGCAUGGCCUCCUCAUCAAUGGGGCCAUCAGCAAAGAAUCUCCUCAGAUCAAGAUGCAGAACUGUGAAAUUCACAACUUCUCCAUGGACCUUCUCAAGACUGGACUGAAGCUGGCCUAUGUCCAUGACGACUCGGAGAGCCUCACUGACAACUUUGUGAUCCAGCUGUCCGAUGGGAAACAUAAAAUACUUAAAACCAUUUCAGUAAAUAUCACCCCAGUGAAUGAUGAGAAACCAACGCUAAGCAAGAAGGCCGAAAUAUCAAUGACCAUGGGAGAUACACGUGUUCUGUCUAGCGCCGUUCUUUCAGCCAUAGAUAAAGACUCGCCCAGAGAGACAAUUCACUAUUUAUUUGAAAGACUUCCCCAAAAUGGGCAACUUCAGCUUAAGAUAGGAAGGGACUGGGUCCCUCUCUCAGCUGGUAUGCAGUGCACCCAGGAGGAUGUGGACCUGAACUUGCUGAGAUACACACACACUGCCAAGAUGGGUUCCCAGGAUGGAGACAGUUUCACCUUCUACCUCUGGGAUGGGGAUAACAGAUCACCUGCGUUUGACUGUCACAUCAUCAUUGAAGACUCAGGGAAAGGUGAUAUUGUCAUUCAUGUAAGACCACUCGUGGUAGCCAAAGGUGACAGAGGUUUCUUAACGACUGCCACUCUCCUGGCUGUGGAUGGAGCAGACAAGCCUGAGGAACUACUCUACCUCAUCACUUCUCCACCACAGUAUGGCCAGGUGGAGUACGCCCACUAUCCCGGAGUCCCUAUCACCAGCUUUAGCCAAAUGGACAUAGCAGCGCAGACAGUCUGCUAUACACACAAGAGCAGGGCAACUGUCCCCGGUGACAGCUUCAGAUUUACCAUCAGCAAUGGACUGCAGACCCAGCAUGGGGUGUUUGAGAUCACACUGGAGACUGUGGACAGAGCCUUGCCUGUGGUGUCUAGGAACAAAGGGCUGAGGCUGGCUGAAGGGGCCGUGGGUCUACUCUCUGCUGAUCACCUUCAGCUGACUGACUCUGACACACCUCCAGCGAACCUAACCUUCCUUCUGGCCCAGCUCCCACGCCAUGGGUACCUCUCCCUGAGGGGGAAAGUGCUUCGGCAUAAUUUUACUCAGCAAGAUGUGGACAGCAGGGGUGUGUCCUAUCAGCACUCAGGAGGCCGCUCCCAGGCAGACUGCUUUACUUUCCGGGCCACCGAUGGGAAGAACCAAGGCUUUGUGGUGGAUGGGAAAAUCUGGAAAGAGCCUGUUUUCUUCACCAUCCAGGUGGACCAGCUGGACAAAGAGGCACCCCGGAUCACACGCCUGCACUCCCCUUCUCAAGUGGGGCUCUUGAAAAAUGGCUGUUACGGGAUUUACAUCACUUCCCAUGUGCUGAAGGCGUCAGACCCAGACACGGAGGAUGACCAGAUCAUCUUUAAGAUUUUACACGGCCCAUUGCAUGGACGUCUAGAGAACACAACCACAGGUGAAUUAAUCCGUGAGCAAUUUAGCCAGAAGGACUUAAGGAGUAAGACCAUUCUUUACAUCAUAAACACAUCUUUGCAAGUGGAUACAGAUAUCCUGGAGUUUCAGAUCAUGGACCCCACAGGGAACACUGCCACUCCUCAAAGCUUGGAGCUGAAGUGGUCUUAUAUUGAAUGGUUCCAGACUGAAUAUGAGGUUUGUGAGGAUGUGGGCUUAUUGCCCUUGGAAGUUACCAGAAGGGGAUAUUCCGUGGAGUCAGCCUUUGUGGGCAUAGAGGUCAACCAAGUGUCAGCUGUAGUUGGAAAAGAUUUUAUUGUCACGCCAUCCAAACUGAUCCAGUUUGACCCAGGAAUGUCAACUAAGAUGUGGAAUAUAGCAAUUACCUAUGACGGAUUAGAGGAAGAUGAUGAGGUCUUUGAAGUAAUUCUGAACUCCCCUGUGAAUGCGGUUCUUGGCACAAAGACAAAAGCUGCAGUGAAAAUUUUGGACUCAAAAGGAGGACGGUGCCAUCCUUCAAAUUCCUUCAACCAAAGCAAGCACAGCACAUGGGGGAAGGGCACUUGGCAUCCACCGCCCCCAGGGUCAUCCUCACUCAACACUGCUGGUUCUCCUCAUCUGGAAAGGGGACCUCCUCCAUCUUCCACCAAAGGAGAUGCCCUUCAGGACUUUGAUCCCACAGACCUCUCUCAAAGGAUGAUGAGGACCCAUGGGAAUGGAAAAUCAGUUCCUCCAUCCUCUGUCUGUAGAAAUGGAACAGACACCAUCUACAAUUAUCACGGCAUAGUUUCCUUGAAACUAGACAGUGGUAGUUUCUCAGCUCACAAAGGGAAGGCCAAGAUAUCCAUUAUCAGUCAACCACAGAAGACAAUCAAGGUGGCAGAGAGGCCUCCAGCUGAUGUGGUGGAAUCCACAACUGACUCACACUUCCCCAGACAGGGUCAGCUGCCCCUGUUUCCAAAGAACUGUUCUGUGGAAUUAAAGGGACUGUUUCAUUUUGAAGAAAGCAUCCACAGAUUGUAUCUAUGUGAUGGGAUCACCUGGAAAGCCUGGAGUCCCCAAACCAAGGGGCUGGAGGGCAAAUCCUGCCCAGCUGGAUGGCAUCUUCACUCAGGCUACUGUCACACCUUGGUCACACAGAGGAAAGGCACGUGGACCAUGGCUACCCGAGCUUGCAGAGAACAGCAUCAAGGCAACCUAGUGACAGUCUUCUCCAGGAGGCAUAUGCAGUGGUUAUGGGAUAUCGGUGGGAGAAAGCCCUUCUGGAUUGGCUUGAAGAACCAAGAAGGCACUGGCCUCUGGGAGUGGAUUGGAGGUGAACCUGUUGCAUUUACUAACUGGAGGAGAGGGCCCCCUCAGCAUCCAAGGCCUGGAAAGAGCUGUGUUUUGGUUCACAAAAGAGGACAAUGGCAAUCAAAGAACUGUAGUAAAGGCAAGGCUCACAAUUUUGUGUGCUCAAGGAAACUCUGAAUGACAUUUCUCACCUGUCUAUUUACAAGAUCUAUUUGCUCAUUAGAAAUGCAUUGUUGUGACUGGAUGGGUAUGUCUUUGUGGGCCUACCAAAUAAACAUGGAAGCUAGAGCAACAGUCCUAGAAAGGUGGGUGUAGGAAUGUGUCUUUCAAAAUGAGAUAUAAUUUCUGCAUCUCAAUAUUUUUCUAAAUAAACACCUGCAGUAUUAUAGACUAUAAUAUUUACUUCUUCUAGAAGAUUCAUACUUCUUCCUAUGCCAACUCUCAGGUAGUACAAAUUUCCUCGGACGUUAGAUACUUUUGUUCCUAGACCUCAGUUGAGUCCAUCCAGAAAGAUCAGUGUUUCCGGU